Messenger RNA from Argiope bruennichi, 1108 nucleotides. Its product is annotated as ribonuclease H2 subunit C-like. The coding region runs from base 69 to 524 and encodes 151 amino acids. Gene Ontology annotation, cellular component: ribonuclease H2 complex. The transcript is spliced from 2 exons. Gene Ontology annotation, biological process: RNA catabolic process. Lineage: Eukaryota; Metazoa; Arthropoda; Arachnida; Araneae; Araneidae. The record is from RefSeq and is a predicted model, not a curated record.
AUUUCGUUUUGUUACGCGCGAAACGUGAAGAAUCAAAUCCAUUUGAUGAAAGUGUUAUAUUGUGAGAAAUGACUUCGAUAUCAUUAGGUAUUCCUGCAGAAAAAGUGGAAGAAGAUUUAAUCUGUCAUUUAAUACCGUGCAAAAUAAACUAUAAUGGGACCACUAACGUUUCUGAUUAUUUUACACCAUUCAUUCGAGAACAAGAUGGCCAUUUUACGUCUUCCAUUAGAGGUCAUCCUUUAAAAGGACAAAAGGUCAAGAUUCCUGAUGGUUAUACAGGUGUAGUUCUCAAAGAAAAUAAAAAAUUUACAUCUGAUGACAAAAAAGAUUUAAAGAAAUUUGCCACUUUCAAAGAAUUUACUGCUUGGAACUGGGAUAUUAUACCUUCUUCUGAAGAUAAGUUAAUUAAAGCCUUAGAGUGGAUGGAUGUCGCAUUUAUUUUGCAUAAACCGGUUAGUGAAUAUACAGAUGAUAAAAAAGACAAGUCGCAUAUAAAACGGAAAUUCGGUGAUGUAGAAAAAUGACUGUUUUGAUUAAUUACUUAAUUUAUUCUUAACCAAAUGUAUUGAUGCUAUUGAAUCUAUUUGCCUUUUAUAUUUAUAAAAUCCAUGCUUCAUAAUAAUAAAGCUUAAUAGUUUUUCUAAACACAUAUGAGACAAUUAUUAAGACAUAUUCUUAUUUCUAAAAGCCAAAUUAAGGAAAUAGGCACUAUUGCAAUUUUUAUUGACCAACAUUCAAACCAGUUAAGGAUUCAGUUAAGGAUAUUUUUUUAUUUUGAUUAGGUUUGAUUGCAUGUAACAUCUAGCAUGUGUUUUUCAUGAAAAUAAAUGUAUUUUUAUUGCUGCUACUUUUAUCUAAUGUUGUUUUUCUUGUCAAAUACUCUUAUUUUAUCUAAUAUAUAUAUAUAUAUAUAUACUUCAUUUUAACAUUAUAUUUUAAGUUAUUGUGUCUUUGAUUUGCUGACAUUCUAUAAUCAUGUACAAUAUUAUACAAGAAUAAUGAAAAUUAUUUUUAUAUGACAUUAUUUUAUUAGCAUUAUUUAAACUAAAUUUAACUGAUUUUGUCUCUGAUUUAUUUGAUUUUUUUUGUGCCUAUGUUUCAUCAGAUG